This is a messenger RNA of Botrytis cinerea B05.10, 1555 nucleotides long. RefSeq lists its product as hypothetical. The record is from RefSeq and is a predicted model, not a curated record. The coding region runs from base 567 to 1304 and encodes 245 amino acids. NCBI's taxonomy places the organism in Eukaryota, Fungi, Ascomycota, Leotiomycetes, Helotiales, Sclerotiniaceae. The transcript is spliced from 2 exons.
GCUCCUCAAUUUUAAAGUUCUUGAAUCGGCGAAUUCGAAGCUUAGAAUCAGAUCCUUUCGACCCACAGCCAAGGAUGUGAUAUGAAUAGGGUCCUACUGGGGGCGGCUAAACAUCAAUAUCCCCUACGAAUAAAUCGUUUCCGCGCGUUUGUAAGGAGAUUUUGUUUUUUUCUUGGGAUUGCCUGCCUAGAGGGCCAAUUUAAUCAAUCUCAAAUCAGCCCAGUUCCACUCUCCCCGCGUUCGAAAGAUGCGGGUGAUAUAAAUUUAAGGAGAUCAGCAUGGCCCACAGCUUCUCGAUUCGGGUAUCUACAUUAAAUUCACAUCAUAUAUAUUAAGACUACUUUCCUUCAAAUUUUGUAGCAUAUCAUCUUUUCUGACGAUAGUCUUUCUUUCUUCCUAUUCUAGUCGCUCUCUACUUCUAUAUUCAAUCCUCUCGAUCUUUUCGAUCUCUACGAUCUCUACGAACUUUUGUCAAUCCCUACUAGAGUCUGGACACUCUUUGAUUGUAAAUACAUACAUUCAUACAUUCAUUCACAAAUUUACUUCUUCCUUCCAAACUUGCAAAAAUGGUUCUCGCUACUUCUAUUCUCAUUCCUCUUUACCUCUAUCCUACUAAAGGUGCUUGGACCUGGGUCACCAAUGCCAUUGCAACUUACCCAUCCCUUCCAUUCACCAUCAUUGUCAAUCCAGACUCUGGACCAGGAGUUCUCCACGAAUACCCAGAAGAUGAAUACAUUUCUGGUAUCACCAAUUUGACAAAGUAUGACAACGUCAAGCUUUUGGGAUACGUGGAUACCAGAUUCAUGGACAAGAGUACUUCUGAAGUUGACCAAGAAGUCGAGACUUAUAAAUACUGGUCUACCUACACCAAAGCAAACAUCGCCAUCGAUGGAAUCUUCUUCGACGACGCAGUCAACGAAUGGACAUCCGCCUCUUCCGGCUACAUGACGGACAUCGCAUCCAACGCCCACGCUCUAAACCUCACUGUCACCUUCAACCCUGGUACCAUCGCCGACUCAGAAUUCUUCACCAUCGCCGACAAAGUUGUUAUGAUUGAAGAUGACUAUUCGGCCUUCACUUCUCGAAAGGGUGGUUCGUUGAACAAAAUCGCAGACACCCAACAAGGUCAAAGUUCGGUGAUUAUUUACGAUUUCAGCGGUUCUCAAUCUCAGCAGGAUAAUACCGUUAACUCUAUCGUUGCCUCUGGAGUUUCCGAGGUGUAUAUCACGACGGUUGAAUAUACGAGUCAGAGUAAGAUGUGGACUCAAUUCGUGGAUGCGGUUAACAGUGCUGUGGGGAACUAGAGUAUUAGUUUGGAGGUCGGUUGUGGGGUUCAGUGGGGCGGGCGGAGGCGAGGGAGAGGGGGGAGACAACGUCGAGCUGGUGAAUUGACGGAAAGUUGUGCUUGGAUGCUGGGGAAAAUCCUUCUUUUCUUGUUUUUACUUCUUGGUGAGAGUGCAGGUUGGGUUUUCAAAAAUAGGUGUGAGAAAAAAUUUACAUAUAUAUUCACACGAUGGAAGAUGAAAAUAGCAGAUUUGUGUGCGGAAAAUGACGA